Messenger RNA from Stegostoma tigrinum, 3798 nucleotides. It is a transcript of the gene atp6ap1b, whose product is annotated as ATPase H+ transporting accessory protein 1b. The coding region runs from base 6 to 1394 and encodes 462 amino acids. The record is from RefSeq and is a predicted model, not a curated record. Lineage: Eukaryota; Metazoa; Chordata; Chondrichthyes; Orectolobiformes; Stegostomatidae. Gene Ontology annotation, cellular component: proton-transporting V-type ATPase complex. The transcript is spliced from 10 exons.
UGGAGAUGAGAGUGUCUGGAAGUGCCAUGGAUCAGGUUCAUUGUUUGCAGUUUCUGUUUUACUGGGCUUUAGUUGGCUUACCUCAAGGUAAUUCAGCUGUUGAACAUGUUCCUGUGCUGAUGUGGUCAAACUUCAGCUCCUUAAGGAAUAUGAAAAGUGCAACAUAUGAAGGUCAAAUCAUUAAAAUCCAUGAGCUGCAAACCUUCUUGAAACCGAUUUUUAAACAGGAUUCUCAGAAUAUCAUUCUCUUUUUACAGAAUGAGCUUAGUGUCGAAGACUUCACAUGUUAUGGUCCUGAUUAUGGAAACAAAGAAAUAUUUUACAAUAUCCAGCAAUUACUUGAAUCCUCAAACUCAUCCCUGAUUCUGCCAGCGGUUGAUCAGAGCGCCAUAAAACAUCUGCAGGAAAAUCAAAAUUGGACCAAAGCUCAAAUUGACCAACUUGACGUGUCAGAACUGGAAAUAAAUCCUUCAAAACCAAAUUUAAUCAUCAUAAAUUUAGCAGCAGUUGACAGCUCAACUGAUUCAAAACUGGCACAGACACUCAUGGAUAAUGAUAAAGUGAUUGGAAUGGUAAUCAAUACUUUGAGAAAGAAAGGACUACCAUUUUCUGGCAUUUAUACAGCUUUGAGAUCUAACGUGGUUAUCAGAAAGACUAGCAAUGAAGUUGUUCAAACUGGACGGCGAUUAAUGACCACAGAUUCAUUUAGCUCUGUUCUGUACCCACCCCUGAAUGUAACAAAUGGUACAAAUACAUGCAUUCUUUUCCAUGCUACCAGUCUGCAACUAACAGCCAAUGGAACAUUGUUCGACUUGACCAAUAAAACUUUCAUAUCCAAUUCAGUGGACUCCACAAACUCGAUAUGUUCAACCACUAAUAGCACAUUAUCACUAAAGUAUUCACUUCAAAAAAAUCCUCUCCUCUGCAUUAAUACUCUGGAGAUCAGGUUUUUAAUGAGGAACAAGUUCUAUCCUGGAUCUGCACGAAACUGGUUCAAAUUAGAUUUUGUUGAAAUUGUGCAGGAUGAGCUGCAUGUCGCAGUGUUUAAUGUGUCUGGUGUAUCAGCACCACAGGAAUAUUCCUUUCACUGUCAGCUUGUAGGAACCAGCUGGCUUAACGGUGUGACAUUCAUCCCUGCUAACAAGGCAGCUAAGGCUUGGACUAUCACCAUUUCUGAAUUUCAGAUUCAGGGUUUCAACGUGGAAAAUAACCUAUUUUCUUAUGCAGUUGACUGUACCGCAUUCUUCACUCAUGCAAUCUGGAUGGCCCUGGUGACAUCUCUGGUUCUUUUGUGCAUCCUUACCUAUGGCAUCCAUAUGAUCAUGCAGCUAACAACUAAUGAUCGCUUUGAUGAUCCUAAAGGACAAGCUCUAACAGUCCCUCAGACUGACUAAGUUCGUUCAUUGAGCUGAAUCUGUUUCAUCUCCUUUACUCAUUAUUUUCAUUACCUGAAUCAAAUCUACAUGGCAGAUUUUACAGAUUUUACCCUUCACAGUGUGAUGAAGUUCAUUAUAAUAUUCACGUACUGGACCUUUAAAACUCAUACUGAUUAUAUAUUUACACCACAUUUCAUGAAAGCCUGGAGGGUGCAGUGACCUGGGAAGACACCAUACAAAUUGUUCAUUUGUGACAGUUUUCAAACUAUGAAAGAGUAAAAAUAAAAACAGCCAUAAAAAUGCUCACCAGGUGUAGGACCUUCUGAUAGACAAUUUGAAUACGAGAAAGUAGGGAGAUGAUGGGGCAUUAAAAUAUAUGAACAAAGGCAAAUGAAAUGUAUAUGUUUGAAACUAAUUUAGGCCUACCAUGUAAAUAACAGUCAGAUGUCACAUCUUGUUCCAUUAGUAAACAAGAGAUUGAGGUGACAAAUUCAAAACUUAAGCUAAACAGCUAAACUGAGCACUCCAAACUGUAACAAUAAUGGGUUAUUUUGGAGAAAGCACUGGUUAUUGAGCAUUUUUUGACAGAAGUUAAAUUGACUUACAUUUAAACUUACCAUGAUAAUGUUAUGAAGGUGGCCCAACUUCAGUGCGAAACUUAUACUUAAGUAAAAUAUUUCAUUUCAAAAAUUACAAAUACAGAUUGGAAGUAGAUUGACUCAUUUAAUAAAUUGAAGUGGAGUCAUAAAUAAGUUAUCCACAUGCUCAGUUAUUAUUGAUUUAAAUUGUAUUAGCAGACGCACUGUCUAUCUGAGCUUCAGCUCUGAUGAAAAGUCAUCUAGGCUCAUAGCAUUAGCUUGGUCUCUCUCUCUCCAUGGAUGCUGUCUGACCCGCUGUCAUCUCCAGCUUAUGUUGUUUUCAGCACAGUCUUUCUGAUAUGGCUUCCCCCCACCACCACUGAGAUUUGUAUUCAUGUCUGCAACAGCUAAAAUUAAAAUGUCAAUCCACAAAGGUAUAAAGUUAUUUGGAUGUUUGCAGGUGAAAUACGUUAACAACAGAUGAAAUUUAACUGCCAAACAUAACUCAAUGUAUAAUUACUGUGGGCAGGUGACACAGAAAAUUGUCAACAACAUGAAAAUCAGUGAAGCAGAUUGCAAGAGGUAAACAUUUGCUGCUGCGGUAAGAUGUGUUCUCCCACAUUUAGUGAUGAAUGAUUGGUUGAAGUAACUGAAAUUUUACAUUGUGUUACUGAGCCAAGGUAAAAUGAUGUUUUCUCCAAAGCUCUUGUCAUUUUGGCAAGCGUUCUUUAAAAAGUAUUUAACCCUGUUCAAACCAUCUAUUUUGUUUCCAAUAUUCUCAUUAACUUAGCAAGUAUUCCUUAUGUAUGCAGCUUGGCCACAUCAAGUUGUUUUCAUCUUUGUGAAAAUGAGACUGUCAUGUCCCUAAAACAUUUAUGCAAAUUUAAAUUUUGAUGAUCUAUUUAAAUAAAUGCAAUUUAAAGCAAUUAUUGUUAAGUAUUGGGAUGGAAUUCUGUCCAAACAUAAAUGACUUUAUUUUAACAAAUUUUCAGAUCAUUUACAGUUUUUAAAAUGAUAGUGCAGACUUAGUUAGAACACUGCAUGGGAAAAUUCUCUUUCUUUAAUUUUGUACAGGAAGAGCAGCAUUAUUGGCUGAACUUACUGCAAUACCAAAUUGCAAAUGAGCAUUAUAUUGUAUGUCAAACUAAACUGUUACAAAUUUGAAUUGGAGAAGGUCAUUGACAUGAAAAGGGAAUACAGAGCUACUGAGGCCACUUCUCAGCACUUCUGAAUCAGAAAUGGAUUGUUUGUCAGUUUGUUUUCUCUCUAGUAGUGAAGUUGGCUCAGUAGCACAUGGUUGACAGGAUGCAAACAUAUUUAUGUUCCAAUUUGUCAAACUGACUGCAAAAUUAAGUACAGAAUAUUUUCAACUCUACUUUUUUAAGUCAUCAAUGAUCAAUCUAAUGUAGGGGUUAGCAACUCUGCAUUUUUGAUUCAUCAUGAAAUUUGCGUCACUGGGGAAUGGAGCUAACACGAUAAAAGAUGGUGUUUGUUUUACUAAUCUUUUAUAAAUGUAAGGCAUAUAUAAUAUAGCCUUAAUUCCUAGACUAUGUGGUCACUGCACAAAUCUGAAGAAAAUAUUGGGCCGUACUAAGUUUCACUAUAUAGACAGUGGUCUGUUUUUCUCUGCAGACAAGUUUGAAAUAGAGUUGUCCCUCCAGAUUCUUUUUGCAGUCUAUCGUUAUUUGUGGAAGUAAUAAACUGGGGGUCGUGUCUCUGUCCUGAAAAAGGACUGGGCUGCAAGAGUCUGCUAAUUAUCAAUGCUUGUUAACCUCAUGUACGAUAGUUUUGUAGGAUAAUUCAAAUUUGUGGUGAUGGAAGCAGAUGCUGGAACAUACUGGGAA